Messenger RNA from Melampsora larici-populina 98AG31, 3477 nucleotides. RefSeq lists its product as uncharacterized. The record is from RefSeq and is a predicted model, not a curated record. Lineage: Eukaryota; Fungi; Basidiomycota; Pucciniomycetes; Pucciniales; Melampsoraceae. Bases 1 to 3477 code for a protein of 1158 amino acids. The transcript has 5 exons.
AUGUUGAACUCUCCGAUUGUGCCAUUGGCAGUGGUAGCUUUGCUAUCCUCUGCGAUUUGUAAGGCACCCGAUAGUGGCUACAGCGCAUCCAAUUCAUCAGACUCGGGCCACUCGAAUACUACGAAAACAACGAAUUCCACCCGCCCUGCUCCUGACAUGAUUGGAGACUCGGCCACAUAUGGAGCCAAUGACAGACGCCGAUUUGGUGCAAACGCUUUCAUUGGAUCUGCUGUCCGAUCGGAUCAACAGGCAGUCUUCAAGUCCCUGAUUGAUGAUGUUAGUGUGAUCGGGAGUCCUGUUCAAACAAAAGUGCUGGACUCGCACAAUUUUGGGUUUCCUAUCGAAGGCCCUAAUUAUGUGCAAAUCAAGUCUGGUGACAGUCGCACCAAGACUUUCUUUGACUCGCCAUCUUCUGGCUUCGUUACCUCCAACGACGGGAUCAGCAAAGAGACCUACGACAGUAAACCUGGAACCAUGCUAUUUGACCGAGGAGGAUUUUCGAUCUCCUUCAACCUUGAUUCCAAGAAGUUGAACGGGACGCAUGUAAUUCUCGCAUGGACUGAUCAAAUAAUCGGCAUGGACCACUCGCCUUACGCUGACUCGUUCUUAGUCUAUAUCGGUACUCCUGGCAACAUGACACAAGCACAGCUUAUGAUCAAUGAAACUAUCAAUUCCGAUCAUACGAUAGGAAACUUGACCCAAGGAAACUCGACUCAAAUGUUCAAGUCUAGCGGUCUCAACCAGCGCGCCAUUGAUAUGUCUAGCUUUAUGGACAAAAAGAUUGUCAUGGAAUUUUUGGUUGCAGAUGAGGGCGACCAAGUUGUCGAUGUUGCCUGUGCGCUUGAUGAUUUCCACUGGCAAUCCAUGGCGGGCAUGGGCUACCACCAGAUGAAUGCUCGUAGCGGAAUCCCCGGCCUAGAUAGCAUCCCCGGCCUUUCUGGCGGCAUCCCUGGUCUCUCUGGCGGCAUCCCUGGUCUGUCCGGCGGAAUUCCUGGUCUCUCUGGCGGAAUUCCUGGCCUAUCGGGUGGCAUUCCCGGCCUAUCGGGUGGCAUUCCCGGACUUUCUGGUGGUUCACGCUCCGGUGCUGGUGGUUCACCUUUUGGCCGCCGUUCGGAUGAUCAGCAAUACAACAACCAGAACAACUAUCAGCAAUCUGACAACAACUAUCGUUCCGACUAUGGAUCUAACUCUAACAAUCAAAAUGGCCAGUACCAAGGCGGCCAACAGCAACAACAAAACGGAGCCGGGUUUAUCCCACCCUUUGCCGAGCAAUUCAUCCCUGAAGGAGUUAAACAUAUCAUCAGACGUGACCAAUAUAAUCAGUACCAAGAUCAACCACAAUACAACAACCCCAACUCGCAGUAUGACUCGUACAAUUCACAACAACAAGGCGGAGCCGGAUUCAUCCCACCCUUUGCCGAGCAAUUCAUUCCUGAAGGAGUUAAACAUAUCAUCAGACGUGACCAAUAUGAUCAGUACCAAGGUCAAUCACAAUACAACAACCCAAAUUCCCAGUAUGGCUCGCAUUCCUCUCAACAACAAGGCGGAGCCGGAUUCAUCCCACCCUUUGCUGAGCAAUUCAUUCCUGAAGGAGUUAAGCAUAUCAUCAGACGUGACCAAUAUAAUCAGUACCAAGGUCAAUCACAAUACAACAGCCCAAACUCACAAUCGGACUCAUACAAUUCUCAACAACAAAACGGAGCCGGAUUCAUCCCACCCUUUGCCGAGCAAUUCAUUCCUGAAGGGGUCAAACAUAUCAUUAGACGUUCAUAUGAUGAAGGAAGCCAAUACGAAGGUCAAUCUGGAUACAACAGUCCAAACCCACAAUCGGACUCGUACAAUUCUCAACAACAAAACGGAGCCGGGUUUAUUCCACCUUUUGCGCAACAGUUCAUUCCCGAUGGCGUGAAGCAUAUUCUUCGUCGAUCUGACGGUGAGUACGUUGAAGGUCAUGGCAUGGAUGGUCAUCAAUACGGAGGAGAUUUUCUUAUGGUAGUUCUGCUGGUCAAAAUGGUCAAAGUAGUCAGAAUGGUCAAAAUUGCUCGCGAUGGUCAGAAUGGUCAAGGUUCUCAAAAUGGUCAAGGUUCUCAAAAUGGUCAAGGUUCUCAAAAUGGUCAAGGUUCUCAAAAUGGUCAAGGUUCUCAAAAUGGUCAAGGUUCUCAAAAUGGUCAGAAUGUUCAAAACGGUCAAAGUGCUCAAAAUGGCCAGAAUAUUCAAAAUGGUCAAGGCAAUCAAAAUUCUCAAGGCAAUCAAAAUUCUCAAGGCGCAGAAACCGCUCAAGGUACUCAAAACCGUCAACAGUCUUCCCAAUCAUAUAGUGGUACAGGCGGUUCAAACUUCGGACAAGGAAACUCAGGUCAAGUCCAAGGUUCUCCUUCCAAUGGCGCAUCUUCAGGACGACAACAAUCGCCGUCUUUCAAUGGGAAUCAAGGUGGAAACAUGAAUAAUCAAAACCAACGCCAGUCUUACACUUAUGGAAACUCCAACGGUAACACUCAACGUCAGUUCCAAGACCAACAUCAAGGUUACAACGGUCAUCACCAACAAGGCGGCGAUCAUCAGAACAACGGGGGAAGCCAAUUCAUUCCUGGAUUUGCCGAGCAAUUUAUCCCUGAUGGUGUUAAGAGCAUUUUCCGUCGAUCUGAUGAUCACAGCCAAGGUAUGGAUGGACAUCAAAAUACUGACGGGUAUUCAAGGGGUGGUAAUUCCGGUCAAGAUGGGUACAGUUCCCCUCGUCAAUCCCAUGGAGGAAACAACGGGAACGCAGCCCAAUCUACCACAAGUUCCGGAUCCGAUCAAAUGCCUUCUGAAACCUCGCCCAACUCUCAAAAUCGCCAAAACUCGAAUGGCACUGAUGCGUCAACUCAUCCUUCUCAAUCGGAGACUAUGACUAACAACAAUUCACCUGAUGGUAAUACCCCAUCAAAUGAAAACUCCGGAACAAACAGCCCAUCACAUUCCAGCUCAUCGUCCUUGAUCGGUAACAUCUUUGGAGGUUCUUCGGGAGGUCAACUGAACCGUUCGCACUCACCUUCCGACUCUUCAUCUAGUCAGACCUCCAACUCUUCCAACUCCAAAGCUGCUCCUAAUUCUACCGCGGCUUCAAACUCUACCGCGGCUUCAAACUCUACCGCGGUUUCGAACUCUACCAUGGCUUCGAACUCUACCAUGGCUUCGAACUCAACAAUGGCUUCGAACUCUACCAAGGGGAACCUUGAUUCUGAGACCAAUGGCCAGUCAGCAACUCCGGAUCAAAUGACGGGAGACACACAAAACCAAGACCGUCCUACUACCAAUCGUCAAGGCUCGACCCAUCCUGACGGAUCGAGUGGAUAUACUCACCAAUUUCAGCAUAACGAGGGUGAUGUUGAAUCAGCUCCGAAUGACAAGGAGGGAUAUACCCACCCUGAUCAUACUGAUGGAAAAUUGAAACGUCGCCAAUUCAUUCCAGCUGGCUUUCAAGCUCUAUUUCAAUGA